Messenger RNA from Lemur catta (Ring-tailed lemur), 10809 nucleotides. RefSeq names its product nuclear FMR1 interacting protein 2 (gene NUFIP2). The transcript has 4 exons. The coding region runs from base 233 to 2317 and encodes 694 amino acids. Gene Ontology annotation, molecular function: RNA binding. The record is from RefSeq and is a predicted model, not a curated record. Gene Ontology annotation, cellular component: cytoplasmic stress granule; nucleoplasm. NCBI's taxonomy places the organism in Eukaryota, Metazoa, Chordata, Mammalia, Primates, Lemuridae.
CCAGGAGGCACUGGCGAAGGGGAAGGAAAGAGGAUUUGGGCUAGGGGCGGGGCUUGCGGCACAGCGUGGCUCCUGAUUGCUGGAGCGCGGCUGCCAAUCUCACAGAAUCGCUCGGUUAACCAGUGCGCUGGCGAGACGCGCUCAGAUAUACUGAGUGAGCCCUGAGAAGCAGCCUCAGAUCCUGACGGUGCAGCAACUCGCAGCCUCAGCCAGGGAGUCCCAGCCGCUUUCAAUGGAGGAGAAGCCCGGCCAGCCACAGCCUCAGCACCAUCACAGCCAUCACCAUCCGCACCAUCACCCCCAGCAGCAGCAGCAGCAGCAGCCGCACCAUCACCACCAUUAUUAUUUCUACAACCACAACCAUCACCACCACCACCAUCACCAGCAGCCUCACCAGUACCUGCAGCAUGGAGCCGAGGGCAGCCCCAAGGCCCAGCCAAAGCCGCUGAAACAUGAGCAGAAACACACCCUCCAGCAGCACCAGGAAACGCCGAAGAAGAAAACAGGCUAUGGUGAACUAAACGGUAAUGCUGGAGAAAGAGAAAUAUCUUUAAAGAGUCUGGGUUCUGAUGAAGCUACCAGCCCUAUUUCCAGGGUCCUCAAUGGCAAUCAGCAAGUUGUAGACACUAGCCUAAAGCAGACUGUAAAGGCCAGCACCUUUGGGAAAGCAGGAAUUAAAACCAAGAAUUUCAUUCAGAAAAACAGUAUGGACAAAAAAAAUGGGAAGUCUUAUGAAAAUAAAUCUGGAGAGAACCAGUCUAUAGAUAAGACUGAUACUGUAGCAAUUCCAAAUGGUGUUGUAACAAAUAAUUCUGGCUAUAUUACUAAUGGUUAUAUGGGUAAAGGAGUAGAUAAUGAUGGUAGUGGAUCUGAGAGCGGAUAUACCACUCCUAAAAAAAGGAAAGCUAGGCGCAAUAGUGCCAAGGGUUGUGAAAACCUUAAUUUAGUGCAGGACAAAAUAAUGCAACAAGAGACCAGUGUCCCAACCUUAAAACAAGGACUUGAAACUUUCAAGCCUGACUAUAGUGAACAAAAGGGAAAUCGAGUGGAUGGUUCAAAGCCCAUUUGGAAGUAUGAAACGGGGCCUGGAGGAGCAAGUCGAGGAAAACCUGCUGUGGGUGAUAUGCUUCGGAAAAGCUCAGAUACUAAACCUGGUGUGAGCAGCAAAAAGUUUGAUGAUCGACCCAAAGGAAAGCAUGCUUCAGCUGUUGCCUCCAAAGAGGACUCGUGGACACUAUUUAAACCACCUCCAGUUUUUCCAGUGGACAAUAGCAGUGCUAAAAUAGUUCCUAAAAUAAGUUAUGCAAGCAAAGUUAAGGAAAACCUCAACAAAACUAUCCAGAGCUCUUCUGUGUCACCAUCUUCAUCUUCAUCCUCUUCAUCAUCUACUGGGGAAACUCAGACCCAAUCUUCAAGUCGGUUAUCCCAGGUUCCUAUGUCAGCGCUGAAAUCUGUUACUUCUGCCAGCUUUUCUAAUGGGCCUGUUUUAGCAGGGACUGAUGCAAGUGUGUAUCCUGCAGGGGGUCAGCCACUGCUAACUACUGCUGCUAAUACUCUAACACCCAUCUCUUCUGGGACUGAUUCAGUUCUCCAGGACAUGAGUCUAACUUCAGCAGCUGUUGAACAAAUUAAGUCUAGCCUUUUUAUCUACCCUUCAAAUAUGCAAACUGUGCUGUUAAGCACAGCACAAGUGGAUCUGCCCUCUCAGACAGAUCAGCAAAACCUGGGGGAUAUCUUCCAGAAUCAGUGGGGUUUGUCAUUUAUAAAUGAGCCCAGUGCUGGCCCCGAGACUGUUAUUGGGAAGUCAUCAGAUCAUAAAGUGAUGGAGGUGACAUUUCAAGGAGAAUAUCCUGCCGCUUUGGUUUCACAGGGUGCUGAAAUAAUCCCCUCAGGAACUGAGCAUCCUGUGUUUCCCAAGGCUUAUGAGCUGGAGAAACGGACUAGUCCUCAAGUUCUGGGUAGCAUUCUAAAAUCUGGGACUACUAAUGAGAGUGGAGCCUUAUCUUUGGAACCCAGUCAUAUAGGUGACCUGCAGAAAGCAGACACCAAUAGUCAAGGUGCUUUAGUGUUUCUCUCAAAGGACUACGAGAUAGAAAAUCAAAAUCCUCUGGCCUCUCCUACGAACACUUUGUUAGGCUCCGCCAAAGAACAGAGAUACCAGAGAGGCCUAGAAAGAAAUGAUAGCUGGGGUUCUUUUGACCUGAGGGCUGCUAUUGUAUAUCACACUAAAGAAAUGGAAUCUAUUUGGAAUUUGCAGAAGCAAGAUCCCAAAAGGAUAAUCACUUACAAUGAAGCCAUGGAUAGUCCAGAUCAAUGAAGGACCAGACUGCCUAUUCGUAACCUUUCUGCAGCAUUAGAGCCACCGUUCAUGGGGGACACAAGGCUUUUAUGCUCCUAGAUCUUCAACGCAGCAGAGGAACCAUAAGUAGAAUCACAGGAUAAUAUAUACAAAUAUAUAUAUAUACAUAUAUAUAUAUAGUUAUUUAAAAAAAAGGCAACUGAAAGUAAUUAGACUUCUUAAGGAAUCAAAUUUAUUUCAAAAGACUACACAUGGUUAUUUAAUCUCCGGUACUGAAUAGUUUUUUGUUUUUUUUUUUCCUUUUUCUUUCGUUAGUUUUUGUUUUUAAGUGUGAAUGCAAGUGAUUAAUGAAUACAGACUUAACAAGUGUGGUUCUAAAGUUCCUGCUGUCAUCAACUUGGGCAACAAAUGACCCACUGGAAAGGCAAAUCCACUUAAAAGAUCUCUGUAUCUUGUUCUGUGACUAAAGUGAUACACUAAUCACGGGGAACCCAGAAUGAUUCAACAUUUUCCCCCCACUCCUCCUUUGAUCUUUUGGUUUUACUUUAAGCCCUGCGAGAAUGCUGGAUAAAUGCCUUGAAGUUUGCAGGGGUGUAUUUUUUUUAGCGAAUAUGAUUUGCAUGUCUUGCCAGGAGUUAAGCAGCCUCUGUGGGUUGUUGGGGAAAUCUUUUCUUUCUUUCCUUUUAUUUUUUGUGGGGUGGGGAUAGGGGAGGGCCUUGAAGUUCUACAAUUCUGGAAUAGUUGGUGGUACAUAGUUAACUUGGUUUUGGUUCAAUUUAACAACUGAAGAAUCCAUGAGUGUGAUUUUUAAUAAGUUGCAGAACAAGCAAUUGGCUUGGAUAUUCAAUAUGGAAAAAUAUUCCUGUGCCCAUAUUUUAAUGUAAUUGUAUAACUGGGAGCAAAAAUAUAUUCUGCUUUUCAACUGUAGGUGCUCCAGACUUGCUCUCUGUCACUAACACUAAAUGUGCUGUUUUCCUUGUUUUUCUUCAAACAUCAAAGAGAAACUUCUGUACCUUUCUGUAAAUUCUCUUUUAAUUUCUCAGCAAAAUCUAAAAGGGGAAGCAAAAGGUCCAUGAAAACUAAAACUUCAUGUUUUUAGCCAGUGAGGAGGUGAGGUAAUAAACCCUGCCUGUAGAAGGUGUGUUUUCAUGCAAACUAUACUUCUGAGCUUAUUAGCUUCUAAUUAUAUCUUAGUAAAUAUAUUUUAGUACUAGAGCAAAAUGGGUUUUUAAGGAAAAUAAUGUGAAAUUCUGGAAAUUUUCUUUUGGGCAGAGAAGAGCAUUAGCCCUGUCUUAUCAUCACAUUGUCAUCCUGUUGCACUGCAGCUUGUGUAUAGCAUGCUAAAAUAAAUUUAUUUGUGUGUGUGCAGAAAUUAAGGGUCCAAUUAAGAUUGGGUGAUGUUAGUGGCAUAAUAACAAGUUGUCUGGCCUGACAUAGCAUCACAUCACAUAAACAACACACACAGAAAUUAGUAUAUCCAUGUAUGUCAAAUACAGGUUAAAAUAGCAGGGCAUUUAUAUUUAAUAUAAAGAGUUGUAGUCUUCUAAUAAAAGUAGACUGGAUCCCCCUGGGGUAUUUGGGGAGAAAGUAACUACUUUUGCUCUACCCCUUUGCUUAAGAAAUGUCCAGUUUUGAGUGACUGGUAGUAUGGAUGGGUUUUCUUGUUUUGUUGAUUAUUUGAGACUUUUAACAAGUAGUUCACGAAAGAAGCUGUUGGACUCAACAUAGAGUAGAGAAAAUAUCUUUUUAGUCUGGAUUUCUGCCCUGCUUAGAUUUUAAAAGUAUAAGCAUGGAUUGCCAAUUCCACUUGAUGUAAACAAAACUUUUUUAUACAUAAUAUAUAUAUAUAUAAUAACUUAUUGUAUCAGUCCAGGUUCAGAAACUUGUGGUAGGCCAGUUCCAGAUAGUUUCAUUUCACCUGUAAACUGUAUCACUUUUACUGAUAUUGUAAUUUUCAAAUGUAUAAUAUGUUUACAGAUGUGCCCUGCAUUUAGUCUGCCUUGUUCCUAUUUUGAUUUUUGUUGAGUCUCCUGCCUGCUUGCCAAAAGCGAGGAUGCUUCAGGCCCAUGUACAAUUGAAAGCAGAGGCAUCCUUGAGCUUUAAAGCAUUGAACAAACUGGAAAAUGCAACAUACCACAUACUGAAGUGAAAAAAGUCUGUGUUUUUGUGUUUUUUAAAUAAAAAUUUUCAAAAAGUUUAAAAAAGAUAUAAGGUUGAUUAAAGGGAAAAAAAAGGCUCCAGUUUGUUUUACAGGUUUUAAAGUUCUGCUGUGUGUUCAAUUGCCUUGUGUAACCACUUGUCGCCUUAGGGCCAGAUCCCCUCCCCUCACUUUUUUUUAAAUGUCCAUUUUGCUUGCCUAGAAUUUUCUUCUGUCUCAGCAACUCACAAGAAACUUUCUGGGUUUGUGACAUUACAGAGGUUGAAUGAAUAUAUAUUCUAAAAGGAAAAAAAAAAAAAAAACAAAAACCAGCCCCCAUCUGAAUUGGGCUUAACUUAGAAGCAACACUUAAUUAAAUAUCUGUAGAAAGCUAUGGCUAUCCUAAUUUCCUUUCAUAUCCCUCAGGCCUCCAUGUUCAGAGAAGCCAAAAAGAGAAUGUAUCCCUUCUGUUUGUCCAAAGGUUUUUGAGAGUCUCACUUCUGAAUGAAACAAUGCAACAUUUCACUUUGAUUUCUCCACUGAAAUUUCCUUGAUUAUAUGGUUAGAGGUAUAUAGUUAGGAAUGUCAUUUAACUUUCUGGGAACGCUAGUGCCCCGUCAUAUUAACUGUCAGUAUUUUUUGGGCAUUGGGUUAAUGGACUUAAUUGCCUAGGUACAAGCAGGACUUUGGGACAAAUUUCCUUUGUGCUGUUUGGUAACACUUAACUACUUGUUGCAAUCUUUCUCCUUAGGUCCUCACACAAUUCCUUACAGAGCACUUAUUAAAAAAAAUCUUAAGAGUUGAUCUGUUUUCUGAUUAUUUUUGUGUAAGCUUCUAAACAAACUUCAGCUGUGAUUAAUUUAGCACAUUUAAGUAACAUUAAUGUGUUAUUGUUUGGUAUCAAGAAUUUUCCUUCAACUCAGAGUAUUAGUACUGUAGCAUAAACCAAAUACAGUCUAGAGGGGAUUUUUAACAUCCCUCCAUUAUAAAGACUGAAAAAGAUGUGUGUGUGUAUGUAUGUGUUGAGUGCUUGUAUGUGAGUGAAAGAUGCAGAUAUUAAAACUUAGUAAAUGAAUGUGUGUAAGACAUUAGUAUUCAGAGAAUGAACUUGUAUUUAUUUUGUGCCAUUUGUUUUCAUUACACAGAAUAAAGUCAGGUGGUUUAAAUCCUUAAAAGGGUAGUAUUUGAAAAAUGGCACUAAGAAUGAAAUCAUGACCUAUUUUUUUAAUAGCUAUGAAGAUACUAAUUAUGGGUGAAGAUUUCUUUUUAAAUCUGUCUUGAUUAUUGUAGGCUUCUGUGUCAUGUACCACUCCUAUAGAUGUCUUGAAUAAUCCCCCUUUCCCACAAAAGACAGGGUGUAUUUAUCUUUCUCUUUAUUCACUCCCACUUUGCUAAACUGAAGUUAAUUGCCUAGCCUUUUCUCUAACCUCCUUAGUAAGGAACCAUCACAUAAAGUGUAUUUACAGCAUAUGUAGUAGCCUUUCUUCCUCCUCUAUUUUCCAGGAGAGGAUAGCCAAUAACUAUUUGUUAAUUAUAGUUUGGUUUUUUUCCUUGAAAUAAAUAGCCAGAGAGUUUCUCUCCAUUUUAGAAUUUUGCUGUCCUCCUUAAUCAUCUGCUUACCAAGUCAUCACUCAGUCUGCAAAAACUUUAUAAUGGAAAAGUGCUGUACUGUUUUUUCAAAACAUUUUUUAGGGAAAAUAUGACAAACCUCAACUAUGGGAGUUGUCUAAUACGAAAUAGCAGCAGUAGUUUCAUACUUGGUUGUUAUAGGCUUGUUGCUAACCCACAUCAGAGGCAUCUAAUGGUUUAUCGUUUAUAAUUGCUGUAAACUUUUUUAAACACGGAAAAGCCAUUUAGUGUGAAAUUGUAUGUCAUGUCCCAAAUGGCCACUAGCAAGGAAAUUGGAAGAAGACUUUUAUUCGACUUUAAAUUCCACUAAAUAAGGAGGGAGUCAUUCUUGGAAGGCUCUCCAAGGAUCAUGGGUAUAGUUAUGCCACUGAACCGUGUACUGGAAUAACACACAAUCCUUCUUGUAUAUGUAUGCUAACUACAUAACAGAUAUGCAAUAGUGGGACAAAUAUAUAUAAUGGACAAUAGUUUUUAUGAUCAGGUGUUGUUGAUGCUGUACCAGUCAGGGUAGUUUCUGAUAGGGCAGUGUCUUUUACUAGUCCUACUCAUGACUUAACUGUUGGGUUUUAAAGGAAAGAAGGUAGUAUCUGCUCAAUCUCCCCCCCUCCAAAGUAUUGAUAUUUGCUUAAAAGGGAGGGGCAGAGGGUAAGAUUAGAAGCAUAAGUAGCUACUCUAGGUUUGCCAGAGGCAACAUAGUUUAACAUUAGCUUUUAAUAUUGAUGUUAUUUUUAUUAAUGUAAUUAAGAGAGCACCAAGAUUCUUUCAUGAUAAAAAGAUGGGCUUCUGCUUUGAGUAUGUUAAAAUUUUUUUUUUUUUUAAUAUACAUCACUCUGUUCAAAUGUGUGAGAACCAGGCCCACCCUGGGUUGAUUAAAAGAAUGAUGAAUAAUUGGCUUCACUCAAAAGCACUGCUUUUACUGGGUUUUAAAUUAAAUUUCACACUGUUUUGCUGCUCAAGAAAGUAGUUAAAGGAUGCCAGCAAUAAUAUGAAUGGAGUUUUAAGUUGUCUGUGUAGUAAAAACACCCAGUGAAGCAUGAAUGGCAUAUUGUUUCUGCAUUACUGGGAUUGUCAAAUAGCAGUUAUAGGCUAAAAACUAUGGAACAGCCAUCCUCACAUGUUAGGAUUGCUGAUUCCGACUUCCCUAUUCAUAGAAUUUUGUUAUGUCUAGAGUUCUAAAGCCAUUUUAUAAUACUGCAGUAUCCCUUUUCUACAGCCUUAUUAAAAUAGCUACAAACAUUUAUUUUCCAGUUCAGUUUCACUUUCAUUGUAUAUCACAAAGUUACUCUGCAGACCAACAAAUCAACUUGAGGUAAAUUCAUAUAGCUUUCCAUAUACCCUUUUUUCCUCAGGUGCUAAUCAAAGGCUCCAAAAAUGGAUACUGCUUUAGUAAUGUCUGCUUUAUUAAAAUGCAUAUUUCUUUUGCUAGAUGUAAAGAUUUGGUGUUAACAAAAGUGGUUUUAAUAUGUAAAUAUGGAUGAAUGCCUUUAGUUUACCCCUGUUUAUGUCUAUUAGUCUAUUUUCAUUUAUCCUUUAUAGAGGAGGAUCCUUUCAUGAUCUUGAAUACAUUUCGUUAGGUAUUGUUGCAUUUUUAGAAUGAAAAUUCAACUGUUUUCUGUCUUAGAUUAAUCCUGCUGCUGCUAUGAGAAACUGAAAAUCAAGAAUGUGAUGCACUUUUUACAUUACUAUAUACCAUACAUGUACCAUAGGUUGCUUUGAUACCUUUCCUGUAGCACAGCCACUAACAAAAGUGAGUGAAUUUUAAAAUUCUCUUUGGGAGGGAAUCAGUACAAGUAACUCAUCCAUAGUUGGUAUUGGCCUAUGAAGGUCAACAACCAAGGAAAAUAAAAAUUCUGUUAAUAUUACACUUUUUGGCCUUAAAAUGUCUUCUACUACUGAAAAUAUUUUAAAUGUUAGCUUUAUUUCUAUUACUCCCUCUCUCUGCCUCAAAAAGAGGAAUUGGGAAGAAUGGCUUAAAGGAAGUAGUAUCAUUGGUUUGUUGCUGAUCUUUUAGAAAGAAAACAUUUGUCUAUAUAAGCUGGGGACUUUUUUUUUGUUUGUAUACAGAAGACAAAUGCCCUGAACCAAUCAAAUUUAAUUUAAUCAAAUCAAUGAAAACUCCAACUAUUCUGCUUCUCUAGUAUGUUUUUACUUAGCAAAGGUAAACUUAAAUAUAGUAGGAAUGCUACUUGACAAGAGGAAAAGUCAUUUCUCAAGCACAUACUCAAACUUGAAGGAGCUCAAACCCAAAAUAAUGGGGGAGAAACAACAAAUGAGGUGGAGGAAUAUGAGAAAGAUGUAUGGUCCAAAGCUAUCUGGUUAUAUUUUGAUGUUGCCAAUAUUGCAAAGCCAAACUUUUAAUUUGCUUAUUUAAUAUAUUUGUUGGCCAGAGAUCUAUUUUUUAUAUCAAUGUGCCUUGCAUGUAUAUUUAAAAAAAAAUUGGAAAGGCCAUGUAGUAAUGCCUGAGAUAGUUGAUGGUUCUUACCACCUCACUAAUUUUUAUGCAGUAUGAAAUGCUCAUUCUGUUGCCCAACUGGUGCUCUUUGUUUAAAGUUAUAGAUCUUGUCAAACUGGAACUAUUUUGUAAACUGGGGAAGUGUUUUAAUCUUUUUGUUGUUUCUUUUUUUUUUUCCUUUUCUUCUUGUUUCUUUCUUUUUUUCUUUUCUUUCUUUCUUUCUUUUUUUUUUUUUUUUUUUUUUGUUCUUAGUCUGUUAGUGGCUGUUCUGUAGUGGGAAGUAGUAAAAGGAUUCUUCACUCCCUUGUCUUCCCCCCUCAGCACCUUCUUCAAGUAAUGUGAUGACACCAUUUCUUGUGUGCUUUGAAAAAAAGUUUCAGCUUGCUGUCUCCUUUAGUGUUAAGAAAAAGUGUUAUAAAAAGCAUUGUUUGCAAAACCUAGGGAGAUAAUGGAGUCCACUUUAAUUUGGAAUUCUGUGUGAGCUAUGAUCCAAGUUAUUGGCUCUUCCCAACUUUAAAAUUUUUAUUGUUAAAGCACCUUGCUUAGAAAAUUUUAAAUAUUUAUGUCUGCAACAAUUGUCUCAAAAUAAUAAACUGUGCAAUUCUUGUCAUUAAAAAAAAAGAUCUGAACUCUCCCUAAUGUGACUUGUUAGUUUCUCUGUAUUUCCUGCCAGUGUAAAUGUGAAAAGCUUUGCUUGCAUUACGUUUUAGAAAUGCAUUUUGCACACUCGAAUUUUGCUGAAGCUCCGUGAAAAGGUUAGAUCUAAGUAGAUGAAUAAAGCUAUGCACAUGUUUUCAAAGUUUAAUUUGUGUGUCAUUACCAAAAGUGACCUAUCUGUCCUUAUUAUGAUACAUUGUUCUUAGCUUCACCAUCUUUGGAAACAGCUCAAAGUUAUAGGUCUAGGCUAGGUCUUCAGUGGAACUAGAAGAAAGGAAAACUGGCAUCUAUUUUAGUAAAGUUCAGUUUAAAUCAGAGCUUGACUUGUAUCUAUUAAAGGGCUUUUCUUGAAACAGGGCAGUUUUAUUAGCUUUACAAAUCACUGGAUGCACUUCUCUGUUAUUUGAUCAAACAGAAAAGGGAAGUAAUUCAAACUAAAAUGAAGGACCUUUGUCACAUGAGGACCUGGUGACAAUUUUAUGUCUUAAAUCUGGCUUAAAGGUAGGAUAGCCUUUUUAUUAAUACCUUUCCUGCUUUAGUGUAAGUUUGCUUUACUGAAUGAGUGGUUUGGGAUUAGAGUCAUUCAGUUGUUGAAAGAUCAAAGGACAGGUUGUUUUAAAGAUAGUAUACCUUUUAAAAGUUACCCAAGCAGAUUAGAACAAGUUUAGAAAUUGGGCACAUUGGUUCAAUCACUGCAGUCUGCAUGUACUGAAUAGCUUAACUUCACACAUAUGUGUACUUAUAAGAUUGUGUAGAGUACUGGCCAGGUUUUGUUAGAUCAUCUUUUAAAAUUUUUUGUUUUGUAAUUUCUUCAGGACAUUUGUAGGAGAGGCUAAUAAGUUUAAGUAGAAUAUAUUACUAAUGGUAUUUUCCCCAUGCUUCUAGAUAUAAAAGAAAUAAAUUUCCAUUUUAUAGCUUUUCCAAUGUAUAGAAGAAGGUUACUUGUCUGUCAUCAAGUGUGCUCUUGAUGUAUGUCAUUGGCUUUGAAAACACAGCAAAAUCCUUUCUUCUGUACCUUCAUUGAUAGUGGCUGUUAAAAACUAAGUCCUCUAAUCGAGACUGGAAAGGUGGUCCAUAAUGCAUGGCCUUAAAAAGCAGAAAUGUAGGAGUGUAGCAAGCAUUGUCUUACAUGGCUAUGGCUACUCUCCCGCAUCUGUCCGUAGUUCACUAUGUUCAGUCUUAGAGCAUAUUGGAGGAGUAAAGUAAUUUCUGUGUCUUGUGUACAUAGGCACUUAGGAGCUGAGUUACCUCUUAAUCUGGGGGAAGGAUAACUAGUGUAGUACAGUUAUGUUAGAGGAUGGUUUCCCUUCUCCCUUUAAAAAAAAAAGUUUGAAUGUUUAUUUUGCCCAAAAAGAUAGGUCUUUUCUAGAUUUAAGAACAGUGACCAGAGAAAUUUACCCUUUUGCUAAAUGCUUAGCUGUUUCUGAUGUCAUGGAUUCUGAGGAAGUCAGUUACAUGAUCUUCCUUUAUUGAUGUCUUACUUCAUGUUCAGUGUUUUAAAUAUAUAAAUUACAAACACUUUACAACCAUACCCAGAUUUACUUAUUUUCUCAGAAGAAAAACUUGAGAAAUUUGUAGAAUCAAAUUAAGAGACAAAAUAAGUGUACAUUGUUGAAUAAAAAAUUUUAAAGUUUC